Messenger RNA from Schistosoma curassoni, 1386 nucleotides. Lineage: Eukaryota; Metazoa; Platyhelminthes; Trematoda; Strigeidida; Schistosomatidae. The record is from the annotation of a GenBank genome assembly.
AUGCAAAUCAGUGUUGAGCCUGAUGUCUUUGAGCAGUUUCACAAGUUGAAGCAACUACACAAACCAGUUGGGAGUGACAGUGAAUUUCUCUCUUUUAUCGUGUCCCACAUUCAAAAGUGUUGUUACAAAAGCGACAGUUGCAACCCAACUGUUCAAGCUCUUCCGAAUGGCACAUCUCUUCGGUCAUGCCCAGAAUGCAAAUUUUCAGCCGGCACGUCUGAACAGCUUUGGGAUCAUUUCGAAAGUGUUCAUCCUGAUGAAGGGAGCUUCUCUUGUACAUGUGGAGACUCUUAUAACCGUUUGCCGUUGUUUUUGAGGCACUAUGUAGAUUGUCCCGUAGCAUCUACUGACUUGGAAGAUCCUCGUCGCAACUUCGCCUCGCUUAAGGACGGACGUAGAAUUCUGCCUAGCAUCCUUCAUUCUAACUGUGACGGUAUAGCGGGUACGAAAUUGGGUCAGCCUAAUGUCUACCACCCUUACCGUCAGUCUACGGUAUCGUCUGCUCCAGGUCCGUCAGGUGACAAGCCAUACGGUUGUCCAAAAUGUUAUAAGGGUUUUAAAAGCAAAUCUCUUCUCGACCAACACAUGCAUCUCCAUUUUCCUCCUCGCUACAAGUGCAGGUGGUGUGGUAAUGUCUACCGUUGGCCACCUGUUUAUUACCAUCACAAGCAACGGUGUAAAAAACGUCCGGUCAUUAGUAUGAGUGAAAUCGGUCACGCUUCUGACUACCGUUGUCUUAAUGGUUCAAUUAUGAAAGUCGAGGAUUCCCAAAUGCAUGUCGAUCAUAUUUCACCGAGACAAACCGCGUUCAACCGUUUCGUGAAUGCACCAGGAGUUUCUUUCACUCAAGAACUGGCGAACGAUAACAUCAUUCAGAAUGUUCCAGUCAUCGGGGACGAUGCAGCUAACUGUUCGCUAACAUGCCUAUGCACGGAAAGCUUUCUAAAUGUCCCUUCCUACCUUGAGCAUGCAACUAUAUGUCCAAAAGUUGUGUCGGCAUCCUCCGUCUUCGAAAAUCUUGCUAAUAGAGCCCUGUCUACUUCAAACAACUUAGGAUUCAGAUCUCCGCGACAAAGGAAUUCUAUUUCAAAUUUCCGGGAAUUACCGCCCGAAUAUCUUUCACAACUAAAAGAUACAACUUUAAUGCACUCUAAUCCUGGUGGUAUUUUUUCGUGUAACAUGUGUGGCAAGGAGUUCAACUCCAAACUAUCUCUCAAACAGCAUGUAGAUGGAAAGCAUCGUGCUGAAGGUAAGUACCUCUGUGGGAGUUGUGGUAAACGGUACCGUUGGGGUGCCUCGUUUUAUUACCACAAAAAAACGUGCGCCGGGCCUGUGUCUUGUGUACUCAAUUCUCAAACUCCGGAGCUUGUGACCACACACACUUAG